Molecule: messenger RNA, 2633 nt
Organism: Paramacrobiotus metropolitanus
Lineage: Eukaryota; Metazoa; Tardigrada; Eutardigrada; Parachela; Macrobiotidae
Product: cyclin-dependent kinase 11B-like
Exons: 7
Coding region: 271-2412 (713 amino acids)
Biological process (GO): protein phosphorylation; regulation of mitotic cell cycle
Cellular component (GO): nucleus
Molecular function (GO): cyclin-dependent protein serine/threonine kinase activity; ATP binding
Source: RefSeq, a predicted model, not a curated record
AGUUAAUUUAAGUAAAUUUUUCUUACCUUCGGUUUUUGUUUUUUCGUCAUAUAUACACUUUAAACUGUUUUAUCGAUUUAAACAGACAUUAUCAAAAUCUUAGAUUUGAUGCUGAAAUAGCAUCUCCUUGUGGGGUCAACACCUUAGCGAUUUGUUACUUUAUCUGUUUAUCACGACCACGAGUACGUGGACUCGGUGCUGUGUUCCAGAUCAAGUAUCCUGACUUCCCAUAAACGGAUAAACAUCUGGCACAGUCACGCAGACGUUUAAAUGGCGGGGCGCAAACAACAUCCUCGUAUUACUUUCUCAAAUUCUCCGGAACAGGGCGAAAUCGAUGAUGAUGAUGUUGCUCGACGAGAAAUGGAUGCUUCUUUGAACCUGAAUCGCGUGGAAGCUUUACGGAUAACUGGUUCGAGAUCACGCGAGCAUUCUCAGUCCAAUAUGGACCACGAUAAAUACCGUCGCGGUUCUUCUGAUUCCCGAAGAGCUCGUGACACUGAGCACAAGGAAAAGUCGAACCGUCCACGUACACCUGAUCGAGUUGAUCGAGCUGAACGCGAUCGGCCCAGGGAAAAGCAUCCGCGGAUCAUGCCACCAAUUGAGUCGCGAAAGCCACAAAAGGAUGUCCCCGAGGCGACGGGGGCCGUGAAUGAAGAACAGUCCAAGAAGCGACGUCAUAAUUCACCACCGCGAGAAGAGCGCACCAAAGAGCGCAAGCGUGAUGACGACUCCAGAGGCCACGAACGGGUUUCUCACGCUCCUCCUAAGCAAGACCACGAUCAUCGUCACGGGAGACAUCCCGGCGGCGAAAGGAGUGGGGAGGACAGGCGCAGAGAACCAGAACAGGAUGGUAAAAAAACAGUGAGUCGAGAGCUGGAACAAGCCCGAGCGGAACGAAAAAGUCACAGUGGUCAGCGAGAGAUUGACGCUCAAGCCCGAGAACGCUCUAAGGAAGCCGAGCAGCGUCGGGGCAGCUUGACGGUCCAGCCAGUCCGACAAAGUCCAAAACGACCGAAACAGGAGGAAAUUGCUCCAAGUCCUCCGAAGGAUAGCCCGGUGAGUGGUUCACACAGUGAACACAGCGACGAUUCCAUCUCGUCCAGCGAAACCGGUUCGCCGGAGUCAGAUCAUGCGCCGUCUCCGGUGUAUGGGCCAGUGCGUUCACGAUUUGCCAGCGAAGGAGAACCGGACACAAUGGGCCUGGCCGAACCGCCACCACCAUCCAGCCCCGAAGAUAUUUCACCUGAGGAAGACGAUACUCCAACUCCAGAUGGUUCCGGCUUGCCAUCAUAUUUUCCAGCAAUACAGGGAUGUCGGAGCGUUGAUGAAUUCGAAUGUAUUAAUCGGGUGGAAGAAGGCACAUACGGUGUGGUUUACCGAGCUCGUGAUAAGCGCACGAAUGAAGUAGUUGCACUAAAACGUUUGAAGAUGGAGAAAGAAAAGGAAGGCUUUCCCAUUACGAGUCUGCGAGAAGUGAGCACUCUGCUUAAAGCCCACCAUAAGAAUGUUGUUGCCAUCCGGGAAGUGGUGGUUGGACAUAACAUGGAUAAGAUCUACAUGGUGAUGGAAUUUGUUGAGCAUGAUCUGAAAUCCCUGAUGCAGCGGAUGUCUAGUCCGUUUUUAAUUGGUGAAGUAAAGACGCUGAUGAAGCAGCUGCUCAAUGCGGUACAUCAUCUGCAUGAUAACUGGAUUAUCCAUCGCGAUUUAAAGACUUCAAAUCUCCUGCUCAGUCAUAAAGGGAUUUUGAAAGUGGGGGAUUUCGGAUUGGCACGCGAAUAUGGAUCCCCACUCAAACCCUAUACACCGGUUGUCGUGACGUUAUGGUAUCGAUCCCCGGAGUUGCUGCUGGGAUGUAAGGAAUACAGCACGGCCGUGGAUAUGUGGUCUGUUGGUUGCAUUUUUGCUGAAUUUCUCACUUUGAAACCGCUGUUCCCCGGGAAAUCGGAAAGCGAGCAACUCAAUAAAAUUUUUAAAGAUCUUGGAAGCCCUAGCGAAGCCAAUUGGCCCGAAUAUCCGGAACUGCCCGUUGUAAAACAGGCUGUCUUUCCAAAUUACCCGACAAACACAAUGAGAAAACGAUUCCCAGCGACAGUAUUAACAAACAGUGGAUAUGACCUGCUCAUGCAUUUGUUGGAAUACAACCCCGCUAAACGUUAUAGUGCGGACACGGCGCUCAAACAUGUGCAUUUUACGGAUUCUCCUAAGCCGGUGCCGCCGGAUAUGUUUCCCACAUGGCCUGCAAAAAGUGAACAGGGACCACGAGGUCCUCAGGAAAACACACCGAAACCACCUAGCGGCGGCAAACAGUUCAAGGAAACGGUGGAUGCUGACAAUGUAGAUGGUUUUCAGUUUGGAUCUAAUAAGCAGUCGGGUCGUCGAAAUGGCGGAGGGUUCGAAUUAAAGCUGCAUUGAUUUAUCGCAUUUUUUUACUAGACGUGUCUUCGAUAAUGAUGACGUUUUCUCAAUAAAGCGUGCUGCUUGAGCAUAAUGUAACUUGACAGGGGAAAAAUGUUUACAGUGGUUAUUGUUUGUGCAGUUGUGCUUACUUUAUACAAAAUUAUGUAUUUGUUUAAAUGCCAAAAAUAUGUCUUUAAAAACUGCAAGAACCCUAAAAGUAAAAGACUAGAAUUUUG